Pogona vitticeps (central bearded dragon) is the source of this 2000-nucleotide messenger RNA. The record is from RefSeq and is a predicted model, not a curated record. NCBI's taxonomy places the organism in Eukaryota, Metazoa, Chordata, Lepidosauria, Squamata, Agamidae.
CAGAUCCGAGGCUGGAUGGGCAGCGGCUCGCAUCACAGCUGAACAGGGGAGGCGGAGGAAAAAAAAAGAGGCUGUCGGGAGGCAGCCCGGAUCCAUCAAGCAAGCAAGCAGACCAGCCAGCCAGCCAGCCAGAGCGAGGAGAGGGACUGGGACUGGGGAAAACAGAAAUCCAGAUCUUCCCUCACGACCCUCCCUUCCCCUCCCACCUGAACAGCAACCAAAAAACCCCAAAACAAAACACGGGAUUAUUUCUCCUUUCUAGUAUCCUUCCUUUAACCAGAUCCCGAGCCACCUUUCUGAUUCUUUUUUUAUCUUGGAUCAUCCACCCUCUCCCAACAAGGACAAUUUUUUUUCAAAAAAACAUAUUUUUCUUGAAAGAAGCCUUCUAUUUUAAAAACAGCCACCACCAACUGACCAACACGUGUGUAUGUGAAUCUCUUCUCUUCCCCCCCCACCCCAUCCCCUUCUUUAAGAAUUGAAAGCAGACGCCCCGUUUCGGCUCUUGAUCAGCGUGGCCGGCGCUCCCCCACCCCGCCAGUUUUCAUGCGAGGCUUUGGGUCAUGAUUACAUCCCCCUUGCUUUCUGCCGUAAGAAGUAGUCAGCACGGAGGAGGAGGAGGUGGUGGAGGAGCAGGAGGAGGAGGCGCGAGAGACCUCGGAAACAGCAGCAGCAGCAGCAGCAGCUCUGAUCUUCCCUGGCAAAGCGGACUCACUGGGAAUCCUACAAGCAGCAGCAGCGGCAGCGGCAGCGGCGCCGCCACCAAGCCUUUCUUUCACUCCGUCCCACCCUCGGAUCCUUUACGACAGGCAAACCGCCUCCCCAUCAAAGUCUUGAAAAUGCUCACGGCUCGGACUGGACACAUUUUGCACCCUGAAUACCUUCAGCCUUUGCCUUCCACGCCCGUCAGCCCCAUCGAGCUAGAUGCGAAGAAGAGCCCGCUGGCCCUCCUGGCCCAGACUUGCUCGCAGAUCGGCAAGCCCGACCCGUCGCCCUCUUCCAAACUCUCUUCGGUCACGUCCAACGGCGGCGGCGGCGACAAGGAGGGGUCCAAGUCGGGCCCGCUGAAGCUCAGCGACAUCGGCGUGGAGGACAAGUCGAGCUUCAAGCCUUACUCCAAGCCCGGCGCCGACAAGAAGGAGCCCUCGGCGGGCCUCGGCGGCUCGGCGGCGGCCUCGGGGGGAGGCUCGGGCGGCGGCGGCGCCUCCGUCAUGACGGCCAGCCUGUGCCGAGACCCCUAUUGCCUCAGCUACCACUGCGCCAGCCACCUGGCCGCCGGCGCCGCCGCCGCCAGCGCCUCCUGCGCCCACGACCAGGCGCUCAAGUCCGGCUACCCGCUGGUCUACCCGACGCACCCGCUCCACACGGUCCACUCCUCGCUGAGCGGCACCACCCCGCCCUCGCUGGCCGGCCACCCCCUGUACCCCUACGGCUUCAUGCUCCCCAACGACCCGCAGCCCCACAUCUGCAACUGGGUGUCGGCCAACGGACCCUGCGACAAGCGCUUCGCCACCUCCGAGGAGCUCCUCAGCCACUUGCGGACUCACACGGCCUUCCCGGGGACGGACAAGCUGCUCUCCAGCUACCCCAGCUCCACCUCCUUAGCCAGCGCGGCGGCGGCGGCCAUGGCUUGCCACAUGCACAUCCCGACCACGGGGGCCCCCGGCAGUCCCGGCACGCUGGCUUUGCGCAGCCCGCACCACGCCUUGGGACUCAGCAGCCGCUACCACCCUUAUUCCAAGAGCCCCUUGCCCACCCCCGGAGCCCCAGUGCCUGUCCCCGCGGCCACGGGACCCUAUUACUCCCCUUACGCACUCUAUGGGCAAAGACUGACGACAGCGUCCGCUUUGGGAUACCAGUGAGUUUUUUUGGGGGUUCCUUUGAUUUUGAUGGGGGCUUCUUUUUUUCUUUCUUUUUGGUCGAGGGGGAUUGGGGUGAGAGCGAAAUUUAAAGCAACACUUCUGGGGGAAAAGAACAUAAAGCAAUCCUUCAAAACUUUCUUU